Saccostrea cuccullata (small rock oyster) is the source of this 717-nucleotide messenger RNA. RefSeq lists its product as uncharacterized. Bases 1 to 717 code for a protein of 238 amino acids. The transcript has a single exon. The record is from RefSeq and is a predicted model, not a curated record. NCBI's taxonomy places the organism in Eukaryota, Metazoa, Mollusca, Bivalvia, Ostreida, Ostreidae.
AUGAAUGCUGCAAACUUGAAAAAACUUAUCGAAAUACAUGGCAAAGCACAGAAUGAUUUACAUGAAAUAAAUAUUUAUGUGAAUUUUGUAUUGAAGCAUAGAAAAACGAAGGAAUGUGUGCAUAGAUACGAGCAACUAGCAAACAAGCCUGUAAAGUUUAUAUUGUUCAUAAAGAAAACCCCUGUCCCCAAAACAACAAACCUUCCUGAUACCAUAGUGUAUAACUUAAAUGGAGUAAUAGAAACAGAGGAUGUUCUAGAUUCAUUAGUUGAAAUCAAAAUCAUAAAGGCUGAAAAAAGACAAGUAAGAAAGGAAAAAAUGUUAAAGCUGAUGCAGAAAGGUACCUUAAAGAAGUAUGUUGCUGUAUCGCACCUACUUCAAGGUCUUCACAUAUUUCUUGUAAAACCAGAUAAAAUUUGGGUCAGUGAUGGACGCAGUCUUAUUUUAACAAAUUCUAAAGGUAACAAACUACAUCGUUUAUUUGAUGUAAGUGAAUACUGUGGUGCACAUACAGUAAACAGCGCAGGAGAGCUGAUUUAUGCAGACAAAGACUUGAACAUUAACAAACUAAGUGCAGACAAUACUACAAAGUCGACACUUAUAAAGAGAACAGAACUAUGGGAACCAUGGUGUAUCUGUCAUUCUGCUUCUACUGGAGAUUUGCUGGUCAUGAUGAGAUAUGAUACAAAAAACCCGUCAUACCAUUAUCAGAUGUGA